CUUCCUCGUUCUAAACAUGACUGCAUCAUAUCAUUCGUUCACCCCUCUCGUCCCAUGCAAAGACGCAGAGUUCAGUCUUCACCAGGGCCGCAACUAUGGCGGGCUGCAGCGCUCCGCACGGCGACCGACCCGCCCGCCAACGAGCAUCGCGCUCGACGACAACUUUGACGCACUCACAACGGAGGUGCCGACGGAAUGGAAUGUUCCCUAUCACGAAGUCGAAUACGAGGAGUCUAUCAGUGGCUACCAGAACUACGUCAACGAGAUCGAGCGCAAGAUGAGCAGCGAGGACGAGCUGCACCGCCAGGAGAUAUCCGAGAGGAACCCGGCGCCCCUGUUGCCCAGCGCUCGUACCAACGGCUAUGGCUAUCGAAACGAAAGCGAGGCGGGGUCGAAGGCGGGUGGCCGAGGUGGAAGAAAGAGUUUGGGUGGCGCAGAGAUGCCACAUAACGCAAGACGGGUGAGCGGGCGCAAGGGUAAGAUCGAGGUGUUUGAGGAGAAAGUUAUGCACGACGGGCCUGAGCGUACUAUCUCCCUCUGGCGCGAGCGUGUUGCGGAUAGCAGUCGCGGGGGCAGUCGGGUAGAUGAUGAAGGUCGUAGCGUUGCCACUAAUCACGUCCACCGUCGGAUGCCUUCAUCCCAAUCACUCCGACGUGUCGUGAGCGACGGGCCGAAGGGGAACGGGAGCGCUCAGGGCGCUCAUGGGGGGGAAGCACAGAUACAGAAGACAGCGAAAGCAACGUAUGAGCGCAGCGAGUACAUGGUGACCUAUCGCCCGAAUCCACUGGACGGCUUCCUGAUGCCGGUGCUCUCUCGAUCAGAGAGCAUUUCCACUAUUCCGUUCGCGACCAUGGAGUCACGGCCGUUCAGCCCUGAAGUGAUGCCUAAGAGCCCUACGUCACCCACCUCGCCGACCAGGAAACGGGCACAUGGAAGAACAUCCCUGGAUCGAAGCGAAUUUGUCAUGACGUACCCGCAGACACCGCCGCAGAGCGGAAGUACUGUCAGCUCGCCGAGUCCUGUUGUGCCGAAGCCCACCCAGCGCCAGUCAUCCUCGCUAAGCCGUAAAAUCUCGGGCUCCAUGGGCACAGCGGCAACCCCUGCGGACGGAGCGAAGGCAACGUCGACUUCCCCCGUCGAACUCAUUCUAGCGUCAUGCGAACCGUCUCUGUUGCACAUUGCGCCGAUUCUCUCCGAGCUCGGCAUGCAACGCAUGGAGCAUCUCAGGGCGAUCGCACGCCUCAGUGAAGACACGCGAAAUCGGGAGGUGAAGGAGUAUGCGUUGAAACGUGGGGUUACUGUCGUGGAAUGGGCGAUUCUACUCGAUAAGCUGCGUGCGCUGUAACUCACUUGGGACCGUUAUAGCAUCAGUAUGGCGCGUUGUGUCUGCAGUAGUUCCAUUGUAGGUUGCCAGAUUUAGAACGUCUCGGCACAGAAAACACUCCUUCUGUAGGUUACGAUAUGUGUAGCUUCUGAACACAUAACCGCGCGUGGAGUCUCAAUUCCACAGUCC
Rhodofomes roseus is the source of this 1513-nucleotide messenger RNA. RefSeq lists its product as uncharacterized. The transcript has 3 exons. Bases 17 to 1345 code for a protein of 442 amino acids. NCBI's taxonomy places the organism in Eukaryota, Fungi, Basidiomycota, Agaricomycetes, Polyporales, Fomitopsidaceae. The record is from RefSeq and is a predicted model, not a curated record.